AUGAAAGUUCAAGUGAAGUCCCAGAAAUCUUGGAUUGAAGACAACUUCUGUAAAAGAGAGUGUGCAAAGAUCAUACCAAGCUCCAGAGAUCAACACAGAUGUCCUGCUGGAUGCCAAAUCUGCCAGAACUUAAUCCGAUGUUGCUGUGGACGGCUGAUUGGAGACCAUCCUGGGAUAGAUUAUAGUUGGCUUGCCUGUCAGUCUGUGAAGGAGAAAGAGGAAUGGUCUGUCCAAAAACACACAAAAGCAAGUCCAACUGAUACCUUUGGUACUAUCAGUUUCCAAGAUGGUGAUCAUACCUACCAUGCCAAGUAUAUCAGAACAUCUUAUGAUACCAAGAUGGAUCAGUUGCUGCAACUGAUGGUGAAAGAAUGGCAGAUGGAACUGCCAAAACUGGUAAUUUCUGUUCACGGUGGUAACCAAAACUUCAAGCUUCCAUCUAAGCUUAAGCAGCUUUUCAGCAAAGGCCUGGUCAAAGCUGCUGAGACUACAGGAGCAUGGAUACUAACAGAAGGCAUCAAUACUGGGGUGUCCAAGCAUGUGGGUGAUGCAUUGAAGGUUCACGCUUCUCAGCAUUUAAGAAAGAUCUGGGCUGUUGGACUCCCUCCCUGGGGUAUCAUUGAGAACCAAAAGGACCUCGUUGGGAAAAAUGUAGUCUGCCUGUAUCACACUUUGAGCAACCCUCUUAGUAAGCUGAGCACCCUCAACAGUAUGCAUUCGCAUUUCAUCAUGGCUGAUGAUGGGACAGUGGGCAAGUAUGGUAAUGAGAUGAAACUCAGGAGGAAUCUGGAGAAAUACCUUUCACUUCAGAAAAUCCAUACUAGAAUGGGACAAGGAGUGCCCUUAGUUGGGCUACUGGUGGAAGGUGGUCCAAAUGAGAUCUUGACAGUAUGGGAAUAUCUGAGGGAAAAACCUGCUGUCCCUGUAGUAGUGUGCGAGGGAACUGGUAGAGCUGCUGACCUACUUGCUUUCAUUCAUAAGCACACUGCCGAUACGAUGGAUACGACCUCUCAAUUUAAGGAAAAAAUAUCAUCAAUGAUUCAGAACACCUUCAGUUUGGGGAAAAAGCAGUCCUGUCACCUAUUUAAAAUUUUAAUGGAAUGUAUGGAAUAUAGGGAUUCUGUAACUGUAUUUGAUGCAGAAUCAGAAGAGCAUCAGGACAUUGAUUUGGCAAUCCUAACAGCACUCUUAAAAGGGACAAAAAUGCCUGCUCCAGAUCAACUUAAUCUGGCACUGGCCUGGAACAGACUGGACAUUGCAAAGAAGCAUAUAUUGGUUUAUGGUCAGCACUGGAAGGUUGGAUCCCUCGAGCAGGCAAUGCUGGAUGCUUUAGUAAUGGACCGUGUGGAAUUUGUGAAGUUGCUAAUAGAACAUGGAGUGAACCUACACCAUUUUCUUACAAUAUCCCGAUUGGAAGAACUGUACAAUACUAAACAAGGGCCAACAAAUCAACUUCUUCCUCAUCUUGUCUGUGAAGUGAAACAGAGUACUCUUCCUGCAAACUAUAGAAUAUCACUGAUAGAUAUUGGGCUGGUAAUAGAAUAUUUGAUUGCGGGAGCUUAUCAAAGCAGCUACACAAAAAAGCAUUUCAGAGUUCUGUACAAUAGCCUUUACCGGAAACAUAAGGUAAACUCUGUCAUUUCUGCCAAUGAGAUCCCACAGAAAGUUAACCAUUUGGCACCAAACCUCUCUCUUCACCAUAUGGGAAACAGAAGUGGAUCUGCUGAAAAUACCUUGCAUUCCCAAUUUAUCAGAACAGCACAGCCUUACAAAUACAAAGAAAAAUCAGCUGCUCUUCAUAAAUCUAGGAAGAAGCUGAAAGAUGAAUUUACUUUCUCAGAUGAUCAGGAAUCAGCUGGCUUUAUUUAUCCAUAUAACGAUCUCUUGGUAUGGGCAGUAUUGAUGAAAAGGCAGAAGAUGGCCAUGUUCUUUUGGCAGCAUGGAAAAGAAGCAAUGGUCAAGGCAGUGGUGGCUUGCAAACUCUACAGGGCAAUGGCCCAUGAAGCCAAACAAAGUAACAUGGAGGAUGAUACAUCGGAAGAGCUGAAGAAAUAUUCAAAUGAGUUUGGGCAGCUUGCUCUAGAUGUGUUGGAUAAUGCAUUCAAACAGAAUGAGCAGAUGGCCAUGAAGCUGCUGACAUAUCAACUGAAGAACUGGAGUAACUCAACAUGCCUGAAGCUGGCUGUGUCAGCAGGUUUACUGCCUUUUGUAUCCCACACAUGCACGCAGAUGCUCUUGACUGAUAUGUGGAUGGGGCGCCUGAAGAUGAGGAAGAACUCCUGGUUUAAGGUGAUUCUGAGUAUUCUUUUACCUCCCACUAUUUUGAUGCUGGAAUUUAAAAGCAAGGCUGAAAUGUCUCAUGUGCCUCAGUCACAUGAUUUCCAUCAGUUCACAUGGUACCAUGGUGAUCCUAGCAUCUCCAGUGGAAAAGAAGACCUCUCAUUGAAUUAUUAUGAUUUAGAGAGAGGAAAGGAGAAGCCAGAUGAAAAGCAGUCUUUUCCCAUCAAUAGCGAAGAGGGAAGCCUUCCUGGAACUAGGAAAGUCUAUGAGUUCUACAAUGCCCCAAUCGUCAAGUUCUGGUUUCACACGAUGGCCUAUUUAGCAUUCCUCAUGCUGUUCACUUAUACUGUCUUGGUGAAGAUGGACACGACACCCAGCGUACAGGAAUGGCUUGUCAUCAUCUACAUUUUCACCACCUCCAUUGAGAAAGUCAGAGAGGUAUUCAUUUCCGAACCAGGAAAGUUCAGCCAAAAGGUGAAAGUCUGGAUUUAUGAGUACUGGAACUUUACAGAUUCUGUUGCUAUAAUCUUGUUUAUGACUGGUUUUGGCUUGCGCUGGGCUGAUCCUCCAUUUCAAACAGCCGGAAGGCUGAUCUACUGCUUGGACAUAAUAUUCUGGUUUGUCCGACUACUCGAUUUCUUUGCUGUGAACCAGCAUGCAGGACCAUAUCUAACAAUGAUUGGAAAAAUGACAGCAAAUAUGUUUUAUAUUGUAAUUAUGAUGGCCAUAGUAUUGUUGAGUUUUGGGGUGUCUCGAAAAGCAAUACUUUCACCGCAUGAACAGCCAUCGUGGACUUUGGCACGAGAUAUUGUAUUUCAACCUUAUUGGAUGAUGUUUGGUGAAGUAUAUGCAGGAGAAAUUGAUGCUUGUGAAUUGAGUCAAGACUGCCCUCCAGGUUCCUUCCUUACACCAUUCCUUCAAGCUGUCUAUCUCUUUGUACAAUACAUCAUCAUGGUCAAUCUUCUUAUUGCUUUCUUUAAUAAUGUUUAUUUUGAUAUGAAAUCCAUAUCAAACAAGCUCUGGAAAUACAACCGUUACCGCUACAUAAUGACGUACCAUGAAAAGCCAUGGCUGCCUCCACCUUUCAUCAUUCUGAGCUAUAUUGGCCUUUUCCUGAAAUGCCUCUGCCAUCGUCAACCACCAAAUGAAUUUGAUCGAGAAGAGGGAGGUGUUGAACUGAAGCUCUAUCUGAGUGAUGAGGAAUUAAAAAGACUUCAUGAUUUUGAAGAGCAGUGUGUGGAAAAAUACUUCCAUGAGAAGAACGAAAGUCUGCACUCUAGUGACUGUGAAAGAAUCCGUGUAACAACUGAAAGAGUUGAUGAGAUGUUUUCACAGCUGAAGGAGGUGCACGAGAAAGUAUGUUACAUCAAAGACGCAUUGCUUGCACUGGACAGCCAGCUGGGACAUUUACAAGACCUCUCUGCUUUAACUGUUGAUACUCUGAAAGUAAUUUCAGCUGUGGACACUCUGCAAGUAGAAGAAGCUUUUCUUGCUGAUACAAAGCAUCAAGAUUAUAGAAAGCUUUCCCAUAGCUGGAGCAAUGCCCCAUACUCAGAGGCUUUCAGCAGUCUGGAAUGUAUUAAAGAUAAAAAGUACAAUUACUUCAGCAUGCCACCUUCCCUUCUGAGAAGCUUAGCAAGGAACCAGUGGCCAUCAGAAAGUCAUCAUCACAUUCUUGAUGCAAUAGACUACAGUGAGAUAAAAUCAGUAGAUAAACACCAGGAACAGGAGACAGAAAAUGACACUCUAACCUCUGGGGUAUCUUCAAAGACUAAAUCAGCUCUUAGAUGUGGACAGUUCCUUUCGGUUCCUUCUGAUCAGCAAGGAGGAAUUUGUUUCUCUGAAGAUGUGGGCUUGAGUUUGUCAUUUUCAAGUACUCUGGAUGAGCUCAGAGAAGACGAACUGAAAACCAAGCCCCACACCAAGCACUGUAGCACUUCUGCUCACCUGAAUGUACACAAUGCUGAUGUUGUAGAAAGAGAGCCCAUUAUCCAUCAAAGACAGGAACUUGACUCUGUUAUUUUUUUGCCAGCCAAGGAAGGUGGUGAAAUCAUAGCUGAACAUGAUUCCACUACCAAAAUUCCUAGCACUGCCAGCAACAUGUCUUUACCAUCUCACUUCCAAAGUGGGGAACCAGGAGGAGGUUAUGUGAACUGGGGGUUCACAGAAGAGGAUGAAAAUAAUGCCUUUGGCAGGCAGUCAGGACAGCCAUCCUGCAUGCAGUGUGCCCUCAACAAUAACUGCAACUGUAGUUUGCACCAUGUGAAGUUAAAGGAAUCCAAAUCAUUCUCCUACAAUUCUGACAGAUCAGGAUAUGAACUAUCAAAAUCUACUGAGCUUUGUAAAUCAGUUUGGGCAAAAGCAAAACUUGGAAACAAAGACAGGAAAUCUUGGAAAAAGAAACAGAAAGCUCUUCAGGUGCCAGUAAUAACAGUAGAUGGUUGUCCCCAGGGCACCCAAGCUAGUUCCAAACCAUUUGACAAUAAGUUCUUGAGAGAAGAACAAGAAAAGAGGACAAACAAGCUAACCAUGCCCAGCUUCGAUCAGCUACAUUCAGAUCCUAUCCAUUGCAUGCAUCCGAAAAUGAAAAAUCAAGGAGCUGCUAAACACACAGUGCAAAUUUGUGACUACUUGAGGCAAUCACAAGAGGAUUUAAAUAACAGUACGGUUUGGACAUGCAGAAGGACUAACUUGUGCAGGAAUCCCUCGUAAGUACUCCUGUUGACUACAAAUGGGGUGGACAAAAUCUCAUCCACCUUAAACCCCCCUCAAGAUCUGCACCAUCAUUACUCAGCUGUCGAAAGGAACAAUUUAAUGAGAUUAGCUCAAACAAUACCUUUUACACCUGUGCAGCUCUUUGCUGGUGAAGAAGUGACAGUCUAUAGAUUAGAAGAGAGUUCACCUUUGAACCUUGAUAAAAGUAUGUCAUCCUGGUCACAGCGUGGCAUAGCUGCUAUGAUUCAAGUUUUGUCGCGGGAGAAAAUGGAUGGAGGCCUGAGGAGGGCUAUGAAGGUUGUCUGCACCUGGUCUGAGAAUGAUGCACUAAAGUUAGGCCAAGUCUUCAUUGUGAAGUCUUUCCUUCCUGUAGUAGUCCAGAAUUGGCAAAAGAUCUUCCAGGAGGACACAGUACUCCACCUUUGCCUCAGAGAAAUACAACAGCAAAGAGCAGCUCAGAAGUUGAUACAUACCUUCAACCAAGUAAAGCCUCAUACCAUUCCAUAUACUCCAAGGUUUCUGGAUGUCUUUUUAAUAUAUUGUCAUUCAGCAAAUCAGUGGCUAACAAUAGAAAAGUUCAUGACAGGAGAGUUCUGCAAGUAUAACAAUAACAAUGGGGAUGAAAUCACACCUAGUAAUUUGCUGGAAGAAGUCAUGCUGGCUUUUUCUCACUGGACAUAUGAAUAUACCCGAGGAGAACUCCUUGUACUGGAUUUGCAAGGUGUUGGAGAGAGCCUUACUGAUCCAUCUGUUAUUAAACCUGAAGACACACAUGCCAAAGGGGUGGCAUUUGGACCAGCAAACCUUGGGGAGGAAGCAAUACAAAAUUUCAUAUCAAAACACCACUGCAAUGCCUGUUGCAGGAAACUCAGACUUCCAGAUUUGAAAAGGAAUGACUAUACACCUGGAAGAUUCAAUCCAGGUUUUGAAGCUGAAACAGAAGCAAUAGCAGCAGCAGGAGAUGACGCUGUUAAGAAUGGCAAUGAUGAACCUUUGGAAUAUAAUACGCGAUUGUGAUGCAAUGGAUUUUCAGGCAGGCAGGAUCUGUCUUUUCUUGAAUAUCUGAAUCAUUCCAU
Molecule: messenger RNA, 6071 nt
Organism: Euleptes europaea (tarantolino)
Lineage: Eukaryota; Metazoa; Chordata; Lepidosauria; Squamata; Sphaerodactylidae
Gene: TRPM6
Product: transient receptor potential cation channel subfamily M member 6
Exons: 40
Biological process (GO): monoatomic cation transmembrane transport; protein tetramerization; protein phosphorylation
Cellular component (GO): apical plasma membrane
Molecular function (GO): ATP binding; protein serine/threonine kinase activity; monoatomic cation channel activity
Source: RefSeq, a predicted model, not a curated record